CUGAGCCGAUCUUAAUUUUGUGGAGGAAAUUUAAUAUUAUGGGUCCAGGCCUAUAGCUAAGACGGGAUUAAUUAACAAUUAAUUAUAUUAAUUAAAUUAGACAAUUAAACAAAAAAGGGAAGGGGCACAUGACAUGAAACCUAAACGCGUUCACGUCACUUUCAAAUCGUGAAUCUGAAAAAUUUUAGAAAGCCUUGUUAAACCCAAGAAUGACGAAGGAGUCGACAUCAGUAAGUGAAGGUUUUACAUAAUUAUGAAGUGUAUAAAUAUACGGGACUAUUCCAUUAAUUGGAUAAGUUAAUUAUAUAGUUCUUUCUAACUCUGAUAAGUACAUUCAUUCGCUUUAAUACCCUUACUCAUUUACUUUCCUUAAUAAAUAAUUAUAUAUAAAAUGCAAUUCAAGACUUUAACUAUUGCCGCUUCCUUAGCCAUUGCUGCUCAAUCAGCUUCUACUGAAUUAGAUUAUGAAACUGUCACUAAUUUGUCUACUACUGAUGUCACUAUCACUUCAUGUUCUGACAAUGCUUGUGUUACCACUGUUCAACCAACUUCUUUAACUGUUGUUACUGAAACUGUUAGUGGUGUUGAAACCAUUUACACUACUUAUUGUCCACUUACUGCUGAAGAAGCUGCUGAAAGUGCCAGUUUAGCUGCUGCUGCUGUUACUCCAUCAACUACUUCAGUUGUUACUACCACUGUUAAUGGUGUUGAAACUAUUUACACUACUUACUGUCCAAUCACUGCUGAAGAAGCUGAAGAAGCCAGCGCUAGUUUAGCUGCUGCUGCCACUACUCCUUCAACCACUUCAGUUGUUACUACCACUGUUAAUGGUAUUGAAACUAUUUACACUACUUAUUGUCCAGUUUCUGCUGAAGAAGCUUCUGAAGCUGCUGAAGCUGCUACUGCCACUACUCCAGCUACUUCUGAAGCUGCUGCUGCCACUACUCCAGUUCCAGUUCCAGCUGUUGUUGCAUCAUCUGAAGCUGCUCCAGUUGCUCCAGCUUCUUCAUCUGAAGAAGUUACUUAUGUUGAUUUAACCACCACCCCAAUUGUUACUGAAUCUACUGGAGUUGAAGAAACUGAAACUGCUCAAUUAACUCUUACUUCAUAUUACCACUCUCCAUUAACUGCUUCUAAUGCUACUGUUUCUACUUAUGAAGGUGGUGCUUACUCUCCAAGAGUCGUAAUCGGUGCUGCUGGUAUCGCCGGUUUAGCUGCUGUUUUAUUAUAAGUUUAAUAUACUAACUUAUUGUUCAUAGCAUCUGGGUAUUCUGGGGUUCUAAAUAAAAUUAAAAUUUUAAAAAGUUGAUAGAGUGAUUAAUUCAUAGAACUGCGGUUUCUAGACCAUCUCCAUAUCACUUAAUUGUGUCUUUUCUUUUCUCAUCUCAUAGUUAGGGUCAUUACGUAUUCUCUUAUAUUUUUAUUUAUUAUAUUCGUUUUCAUUUUUAU
Molecule: messenger RNA, 1449 nt
Organism: Scheffersomyces amazonensis
Lineage: Eukaryota; Fungi; Ascomycota; Pichiomycetes; Serinales; Debaryomycetaceae
Gene: PGA6
Product: Pga6p
Exons: 1
Coding region: 392-1231 (279 amino acids)
Source: RefSeq, a predicted model, not a curated record